Gorilla gorilla gorilla (western lowland gorilla) is the source of this 1329-nucleotide messenger RNA. It is a transcript of the gene RHEBL1, whose product is annotated as RHEB like 1. The record is from RefSeq and is a predicted model, not a curated record. Gene Ontology annotation, biological process: signal transduction. NCBI's taxonomy places the organism in Eukaryota, Metazoa, Chordata, Mammalia, Primates, Hominidae. The transcript has 8 exons. Gene Ontology annotation, molecular function: GTP binding; GTPase activity. Gene Ontology annotation, cellular component: membrane. Bases 381 to 902 code for a protein of 173 amino acids.
GCUCCCUGGCGUUAGACGUGCUGUGUUGUGAUCACGUGGGCAGCUCCGGGCGCGGCGCUUGUUUUGGUUUCCUUCUAACUUGCCCACGGCAGCUUCGGGGUGAGCGACUUUCCUGCACCAGCUGCCGCGCCUGCUCACACCCUGACCUCGUUUUCGGGCUCUCUGAGCCCGCAGUUCCGCAAGCCCCUGGGGCGGGCUCCUGCCAUGCCGCUGGUCCGCUACAGGAAGGUGGUCAUCCUCGGAUACCGCUCUGUAGGUGAGUCUCCGCCUUGCAGAGCUCGGACGCGCAGCAGCUUUGUAGCCAGAAGAGGCGCGCUGCCGUGGGAACGCGACCCAGGGAGGAAUGAUGACAUCGUAAGGAUGGGGUUGUAGAGCGAGGAAUGGAAGAGUGGAGGAAUAAAGGGAAGACAUCUUUGGCACAUCAAUUUGUGGAAGGCGAGUUCUCGGAAUGCUACGAUCCUACAGUGGAGAAUACUUACAGCAAGAUAGUGACUCUUGGCAAAGAUGAGUUUCACCUACACCUGGUGGACACAGCAGGGCAGGAUGAGUACAGCAUUCUGCCCUAUUCAUUCAUCAUUGGGGUCCAUGGUUAUGUGCUUGUGUAUUCUGUCACCUCUCUGCAUAGCUUCCAAGUCAUUGAGAGUCUGUACCAAAAGCUACACGAAGGCCAUGGGAAAACCCGGGUGCCAGUGGUUCUAGUGGGGAACAAGGCAGAUCUCUCUCCAGAGAGAGAGGUACAGGCAGUUGAAGGAAAGAAGCUGGCAGAGUCCUGGGGUGCGACAUUUAUGGAGUCAUCUGCUCGAGAGAAUCAGCUGACUCAAGCCAUCUUCACCAAAGUCAUCCAGGAGAUUGCCCGUGUGGAGAAUUCCUAUGGGCAAGAGCGUCGCUGCCAUCUCAUGUGAGCCCUUGGGUGUGGGGUAACUGCCUUGCUUCUGCCCCUGGCACUUGCCAUGUUCCAGUGGGGGGCAGAUCCUCAGGACUUCACGGGUAUGGUUGCCAGCUGUGUUCCUGGCCCCUGGACACACAGUGUGGCAUCCUCAUGUUUGCACACUUUCCCCAGGCUCCAGUGGCCUGGAUGUCAAUGUUUACAAAGGGGCAAGGACCUCUCAUGGACACUGGCCUCUAGCCCUCUGUUUUUGUUUGAUGAAUUCUGUUAUAACCUAUGGGGUCAGGAUAUGAGUCCCGGGCAUUAUUUAUCCAGGACCCAUCCUCUUGGGUGGGUUUUGGGUGUUGGCUGGGUAAGGGGAGCCGGGGACUUCUGAAAUAGAGCUGGCUCCCUGGGGUGACAAUGUAUAUAUGCAAAUAAAUUGAGAAAUCUUUUGUUGUUGA